AUGUCAAAUGUUGAAUUUAUUAAUCCAGAGAAUUUACCCGUGGAGAAGUUAACUUUGUUAGUGAAGAAUGCCGGCGUUGUUCGAGAAGUCAAAGCAUUGGACCCUUACUGGGUGGAGAAACGUGAGAUGACACUUUAUGAGAGGCCACCUUCAGGCAGCAGGAUAGUGCUGGGUGCCAUAGACGCGUGGAAGGUCAGGAUGGAGGGUUACAUAGAAGAUAUGAAGUGGUUGCUAGGCUUAGAACAUUAUAGGUUUUGGAGCACAAUAAUACACCAUCCAAGCUGUAUGGAUGCGCUGGUAUCGUUCCUACAGGAAGCGACCCCACCUUACCUUCCACCACAUGAGUCCAGAGAUGUGCAGAGGCUGUACGAGGAGAUCAGGAGGAUGGUACUGAUAGUAUUUAGUAGACUCGUAACUAAUAAGGAGAGUAAGGCACAUUGGAUGAGCAAAGAAUACAUGGCAGACUUACUAUAUAAUAAAUUCAUUUUCACAGUCCCUAUUAUAUGGGACUUAUGUUUAACAUACGGAGUAGACAAUGGGAGGCACGUGAGCCGUGUGCUGGACUGUGUGUUUGCGCUGCAACCGCAGUACGAACGUGACGUCACAGCAGCACUCGCGUUUGUCAAAGAGGCAUUUAAAUAUAUAAUCCUACAAGUAAACAAAGACUACGACAGCGAAGAACCGCCUAACUUGCCUGAAACCUUCAAGGGGUUUUCGGAGAUAAGGCGUCCGUCCAGUUCGAAGACUCCUGAUAGACUGACUUUUGAUUUACUAAAAGACUUAGUAAUACACCUGGUAGAUACGGCUAUGACUAUGAGAAUAUUUGUUGAAGUGUACCCCAAAGCAGCAGAUGUAUUCAGGAAAACGAAUUUUAUUAUUAGUAUAGUUCAACUUUAUGAGUAUGGCAUCCCACUUCUAUACGAGAAGCUGGAGGAGACGGGAGACGAGACGAGCGUACAGUUUACAGAAGUAGAAGGCUACAUAGAUACCGCAAGAGCAGAGCUAGUAGACGUUUUUAGAGAAGUGCUUGCCGUGUAUAAGAAUAAGAUAUUUAGCGGACAGGGUACCAUAGAGUCCAAUGUUGAAGACUACUUGGCAGUUAUGAUGGAUGGACUAUCAGAGAAACUGCUCAUCAAAGACUACCACACCUGCUACGCUGUCCACGAGGACAUGGAGAUGUUGCGACAGGCCUACCCUGAUAUCGACACAGUUAAGACUGACUUCAUUCUUCAAGCAAUAUAUUCUAACUUAGACGAGCCCGCACCAGAUAUGCCCACACCGACGCCACAAAUGACAAACGGCCAUGGUAGCCAUAUUGAACCUGAGGCCACGCCCACCAGGGAUACGGAAAUACCCGACAACGUCCGAGAGGAGUCGUUGAUAAGCGAAGUGAAGGAUAUUCUGCCACAUUUGGGAGACGGGUUUAUAUUAAAAUGUUUACAACAUUAUGGCUUUAAUGCGGAAAGAGUUAUUAAUAGUAUACUGGAAGGGAAUUUAGCGGAGCCUUUGACAGGUUUGGACCAGUCCCUCCCAUUAAUUCCCGAAGAUCGAUUAGAUAAGAACUUCUUAGAGACCGGCAUCCAGAGGCUGAACGUGUUCGAUGGUGACGAGUUUGAUAUAAUGACCCGGGAUGACGUCGACGUCAGCAGGAUCCACAUUGGCAAGAGGAAGUCCAAAUACAGGGACCUUAAAGCUAUGCUGGAUGACAAAAGUCACAUCAAGCAGAGGGAAGAUAUUUAUAGUAAAUAUAAUUUGGUGUGUGAUGAAGUGGCGAUGUACUCGGACGAGUACGACGACACGUACGACUCUGAGGACGUGGCGCCGCGCGCGGACGCGGCGGAUGACCCUCGCCGCCCCUUCGUCACGCCGAGAGCCCUGCAGCCGCGGGACUCCAAGCACGACCAGGAGGAGGAGUCAGAAGAAGAGUCGGACAGUAACAUGGAAGUGGCAGGCAACAGUAACAGGAAUAAGAUGGACUUCUGCUCGAAUCCUGAGGAGGUGCGCGCGCGCAGAGAGGCCAACUACCUCGCGCGGGGGGGGAAGGGACAUCGACCUGCGCCUCAGGCUCAACCUAGAACUGUGGACGUAGUCGGCAAACCCAAAGGUCAAGGUCAAGAGAAGGAUGUUCUCCACAACAGGGAUAAGAAGGAGAAGCAUAAAUCCGUCAGAGGAAACCACAACAGAAGACAAGGCGCGCAGUGGAAACGAAGUCAGGGAAUGAUGCCAUCUUAG
Messenger RNA from Arctia plantaginis, 2232 nucleotides. Lineage: Eukaryota; Metazoa; Arthropoda; Insecta; Lepidoptera; Erebidae. The record is from the annotation of a GenBank genome assembly.